Malania oleifera is the source of this 1565-nucleotide messenger RNA. RefSeq names its product heavy metal-associated isoprenylated plant protein 37. The record is from RefSeq and is a predicted model, not a curated record. The transcript is spliced from 4 exons. Bases 285 to 1376 code for a protein of 363 amino acids. Gene Ontology annotation, molecular function: metal ion binding. NCBI's taxonomy places the organism in Eukaryota, Viridiplantae, Streptophyta, Magnoliopsida, Santalales, Ximeniaceae.
UCCGACCACCCCCAUCACUCACCUCUCUCACUCCCGCCCCACCCCCACCGCACCCUUCACCCCUCUCUCUCUCUCUCUCUCUCUCCUCGUAUUUGUCUCGGCAUGCAUUGAAUUUUACUUUGUUUUAGUAUUCUAUUUUUUAAUAUAUUUCUUUUCAGCUCCACACCCAUGUGCACUUGUCCCUGUUUUUUUUCUUGUGCUGCCGAGGAAGAACUGAAUAAAGAAGCACAGAGGAGAUACCAUAAAAAGCAGAGAGAUCUUUCAUUUCUAACAGCACCGAAGAGAUGACUAAAGUUGAAGACUUUAAGCUACUCAAGAUCCAGACUUUUGUUCUCAAAGUGAGCAUACACUGUGAUGGCUGUAAGCAGAAAGUGAAGAAACUCCUUCAGAGAAUUGAAGGUGUGUACACUGUAAACAUAGAUGCAGAUCAGCAGAAAGUCACGGUUUCAGGUAAUGUAGACUCUGCAACUUUGAUUAAGAAACUGGUGAGAACUGGUAAACACGCUGAGCUUUGGUCCCAGAAAAGCAGCCAAAACCAAAACCAAAAACCCAAUUGCUUCAAAGAUGUCAAAAACAACAAAGUUCAAAAUCAGGGUCCGAUCAAGGGCCUCGAAGCUUUCAGAAACCAGCAGAAAUUUCCCACAUUUUGCCCUGGAGAGGAAGAAGACUACUCUGAUGAUGAUGAAGAAUACGAUGACGAGGAAGAGCUGAGGUUCCUCCGGGAGAGAGCAAACCAGCUAGGUCUUCUCAGACAACAAGCAAUCGAUGCAAACAAUGCAAAAAAAGGUCUUGGAGCCAUUCCAGCAGGACCCAACAUCAUUGAUAAACUGAACUCUGGAAAGAAGGGAAACCCAAGUCAGAAUAUGGGAAUUAAAGUUAACCCAGGUGGGAUUGGGAUUGAUCAGAAGACAAUGGCGGCCCUCAAAAUGAACAAUGCCCAUUUGGUUGGGGGAAAUCCCAAUCCUGGGGAAGUUAAAAGGGGAAAUGACAUGAAUUCUAUGAUGAGUCUUUCAUCCUUCCCCGGAAAUGGUGCUCUAGGAAGCAAUUCCAAUGCGUUGGGGGGGUUCCAAUUCCAGCCAAACAGUGGAUUUCAGAGUUGCCCUGCAGGGUUGACUCCAAACAGGGGAUUUGCAACGGGUCACCACCCAUCAUCAAUGAUGAUGAACAUGAAUGGGAUGCAGGGCAGACAAGCAUUGCAGCAGCCACAGAUGUUGUAUGAGAGGUCUCCUUUCGUUCCCCCUACCACAGGCUAUUAUUACAAUUACUUGCCAGCAAUUCCUCAAACCUACAGUGAUCCUAAUUGCAUUAAUAGUGGCGACAGCUCUGCGGCUGAUAUGUUUAGCGACGACAACACAAGUAGCUGCUCAAUAAUGUAAUGGAUUGGGAUUGGGGGGAUUUGGACAGUGUUUGUUUGUUAGUUGCAAAGGGACGGGUUGUUUCCUGGUGGAUCUGAUCAGUUCGUGUGUAGUUGUUUCAGAAGAUGUUUCUUUUUCUUUUCUAUCUUUUUUAAGUUGCUUUUUAGUAUUCUAUUUGCAUUAUUAUUAUAAUUAUUAUUAUUGUUAUUA